Uloborus diversus is the source of this 7468-nucleotide messenger RNA. It is a transcript of the gene msps, whose product is annotated as cytoskeleton-associated protein 5-like. Lineage: Eukaryota; Metazoa; Arthropoda; Arachnida; Araneae; Uloboridae. Gene Ontology annotation, biological process: centrosome duplication; microtubule polymerization; establishment or maintenance of microtubule cytoskeleton polarity. Gene Ontology annotation, molecular function: microtubule plus-end binding; microtubule plus end polymerase activity. Gene Ontology annotation, cellular component: microtubule plus-end; centrosome; spindle pole. Bases 1 to 5967 code for a protein of 1988 amino acids. The transcript has a single exon. The record is from RefSeq and is a predicted model, not a curated record.
AUGGGGGAUGAAGAAGACUUUUCAAAUCUUUCAAUAGAAGACAGUUGUCAACAUAAAUCGUGGAAGGCUCGAUUGAGUGGUUAUGAAAAAGCUGCAGAUCAAUUCAGGUUGAUUGAUGAUGAAAAAAGUUCCGAAUACCUGAAGUAUUUGGGCUUACUAAAAAAAUUUGUCGUUGACAGCAAUGCUGUUGCUCAAGAAAAAGGACUUGUUGCUGUCUUAGCAUUUCUUCAGAAUGCUGCCUGUGCACCAAAAACCGUCAAUGAUGUAAUGAGUGGAAUUGUUAGUAAAUGCUUUUCCUCUCCUCGUGCAAAAACAAAAGAAUUGGCUAUGGAAAUAGUAUUGAUGUACGUUGAAAUUGAGAAGCAAGACGUUGUUGUUGAAGAGCUUAUCAAAGGUUUGGAAAACAAGUCCCCGAAAGUUGUAGCGGCUUGCAUUGUUGCCUUGAGACAAGCGUUGCAUUCCUUUGGUUCUCAAGUAAUAACGAUCAAGCCACUUGUGAAAGUGUCCAUUAAGUUGCUGGAGGACAGAGAUAAGAGUGUCAGGGAAGAAUCAAAGCAAUUGUGCGUGGAAUUUUAUCGCUGGAUUGGAGAAGCCAUCAAGCAGCAAUGGCAAUCCUUGAAACCGGUCACAGUAUCCGAACUCGAAGGAGAGAUUCAAAAAAUUGCCGGCGAAAGAGUCGCCCCUACGCGUUAUUUGAAGUCUCAACAAGAAAAAAUUGCAAAAGCCAAGGAAAAUAAUGAGGCGGAAGAAAGUGCAGAAGAGGAAAGUUACCAACCUCCUCAGGUUGACCCUUUCGACCUGAUGACCGAAUUGGACGUACUAUCUAAGUUGCCAAAAAAUUUCUACGAGCAGUGCGAAGCCAAAAAAUGGCAAGAACGGAAGGAAGCCUUAGAAGCAUUACUUCAGCUUACCACUAAUGUGAAGCUAGAAUCUGGAGAUUAUGGAGAUCUUGUCAGAGCAUUGAAGAAAUUGAUAACAAAAGAUUCUAACAUUUUGGUUGUGGCGUUGGCGACAAAAUGUUUGACAAACCUAGUCACCGGUCUGCGUAAGAAGUUCCAACCUUAUACUUCGGCCUGUGUUCCAGCAAUACUAGAGAAAUUCAAAGAAAAAAAGCAAAAUGUUGUUACUGCUCUAAGGGAGUGUAUUGAUGCUCUGUAUAGCAUAAGUACGUUAGAAGCCAUGCUUGAAGACAUACAAACAUCCUUGGAUAGCAAAAAUCCUCAAGUGAAAGCCGAAACUUGUGCUUUUCUGGCUCGUGCGUUUUGUACUUGCACUCCAGCUCAACUUAACAAAAAAGUGCUGAAAGCUCUUAUAACAUGUUUGUUGAACACACUCAAUGAAUCAGAUGUAACUGUAAGAGAAAAUUCAGCUGAAGCUUUGGGUACAGCACUCAAAGUAGUUGGGGAGCAAGGUAUGGCAGUUUAUCUGCAAAAAGUGGAUGCAAUCAAAAUGGCAAAGAUAAAUGAUUUCCGUGAUAAGGCAGUGGUGACUGCCAAACCACAAGCUACAGUAAAAAAGCCUGCCUCUGCCCCUGCAAAAAUAGCCUCUAGUAAAAUUGAAGCGCCAGUCACUCAAGCUCCAGCUGUCAAGAAAGCUGCACCACCAUCAAGUGUACCAAAACCGAAAACAGCCCCAGCUCAAGCACGUGCUAAAAAACCUGUGGGUAAAAAGGCUGCUGUUGAAAGCACUGAACCAGAGUUCAAAGAGCAAGAACUAACAGAUGAAGAUGUGUUGUCGCAAGCAUCAGAAAUAUUUUCUGAUGAAGUGGUCGGCGGCCUCGGCAGUUCUGAUUGGAAGUCUCGAUUAAGUUCAGUUGAGAAAUUCUAUGAGAUAGUUCAGGGAGGUGACAAAAAUAAAAUGUCAUCUCAAGUUUUAAUUAAAUUGCUGGCCAAAAAACCUGGUUUCAAGGAGAAUAAUGCUCAGUGCUUGAAACUUCGGUUUGAAGUUUUGACCUAUGUAGGAGAUAAUUUUCCGGUCUCAACAGUUGGGGUUGAAAGUUGCUUAUCAGAUGUUGUAGACAAAAUAGGUGAUGCAAAAAAUGGCACUUAUGCUGGGCAAGCUUUGACUGCUUUGUCUGGUGCUACAACUCUGGAAUAUAUCAGUUUAGAAGUUUUAAAUUUGGCAUUUAACCAAAGAAAUCCAAAAAAUCAAUCUGAAGCACUAAUAUGGGUAUCAACAGCAAUAAAAUUAUUUGGUUUGAAAAUUCAGUUGAAAGAAACUAUCGAGUGUCUCAAGAAAGCCUUUUCUUCCACGAAUCCCACUGUUAGAACUGCUGCUUUGUCCCUGCUUGGAACUAUUUACAUGUAUGUGGGAAAAAGCCUGCGAACAUUUUUCGAAGCCGAGAAACCUGCCCUGUUGCAGCAAAUUGAUGCUGAGUUUGAAAAAAUGAAGGAUGUCAAACCACCCGCACCUGAGAAAGGGAAACAGGCCAAGUCCGACAGUUCCGGGGAGGGUGCCGAAGAUUCUAACCCUAGCCCUCAAGUGAAUUUGUCAGACAUGAUGCCUCGUGUCGAUAUAAGUGGCCAGCUGACUUCACAGCUGCUUUCCGAACUUUCAGAUAAAAACUGGCAGUUGAGAAAUGAAGCAUUACAAAAACUUUUCAACAUCAUCAAUGAUGCUAAAUUUAUCACGCCAAAUUUGGGGGACUUGCCAAAUGCUUUGAAACCUAGAUUAGCGGAUACGAAUAAAAACCUUGCCGCUCGAGCACUGGGUAUAUGCCAAAUGUUAGGAACAUCUCUGGGUGCCAACUGCACGAAACAACUUCGAAACUUUGCUCCUGGGAUUCUCAUUUGUUUGGGAGACAGUAAAGCAAAUGUAAGACUUGCUGCUCUUCAGUGUUUGAAUGCUUGGAUGGAUCAGUGUCCAUUGGUCAAUUUAUUCGAAGGAGAAAUGAUCUACGAGGUGCUCCGUGCUGAUAAUCCGUUUUCGAGAAUAGAAGUUUUUUCUUGGCUUUCUGAAAAAAUGCCCACAGUGACAUCACUGCCUGCAGCCGAGCUGAAUCUUUGUGUUCCGAUUCUGUUGUCUUGCUUGGAAGAUCGCAAUGCAGAUGUCAGAAAGAAGGCUUCAGAAUGUCUUUUACCUUUCAUGCUGCAUGUGGGCUACGAAUCCAUGGCCCGAUCAGCUUCAAAACUGAAGCCUGCUUCUAAAAACACAGUGGUCGCUCAGCUGGAAAAGGUUCGGCAGAGCCUACCAGAAAAGCCAUCCAACAAGCCGAAGCAAACUAAAAGUUCUAUACCUGCUCCAAGCGAGAGACUGUCUCCUCCUCAAACUGUAAAUGAAGACUCCAAGAGUAAGUUGAAUCGCAGUACAUCUAAAUCUAAGCUGGCUUCUAAAACUCCAUCUGCAGCAGCUAAAGGGAAAAAGGAGGAAGAAGUGGACCUGUCACCUGCUCUUGUUGCAAAUAAUAUUAAAGAACAAAGAAUGCAAGAUGAGAAAUCUUUGAAAGUGUUAAAAUGGAACUUUACUAAUCCAAGAGAAGAGUUUUAUACCCAGUUAAAAGAUCAGAUGACAGCUGCUAACUGGAGCAAAACCCUCAUCACUCACUGUUUUCACAAUGACUUCAAGUUUCAUAUCAAGGCUAUUGAUUUGCUAAUCGAAUCGUUGGAUUCGAACGUCGAGGCUUCGGCCGCAAACUUGGAUUUGAUAUUAAAAUGGCUUGCACUGAGAUUUUUCGAUACAAAUCCCAGCGUAUUGGUGAAAAGUUUGGAGUAUUUGCAAAUUUUAUUUAAAGCACUGAUCAGUAUUAAUUAUCGUCUGUUAGAGCUUGAGGCAGCUUCAUUUGUUCCAUAUUUAAUUUUGAAAAUUGGAGAUCCAAAGGAUCCGGUGAGAAAGGCCGUGAGAGAAAUCAUAAAGUAUAUUAAUAGAAUUUAUCCUUGUAGUAAGAUGUUUGCUUACAUAAUGCAGGGACUGAGUUCAAAGAAUGCUAGGCAACGUGCCGAAUGUCUCGAGGAGCUCGGGUUGAUGAUAGAAAUAUAUGGACUGGGAGUCUGUCAACCUUCUCCUGCUGCAGCGCUGAAGGACAUCGCAAAGCAGAUAUCGGACCGAGACAACAGUGUCAGGAAUGCGGCCCUGAACUGCGUCGUGCAGGCUUAUUUCAUUGAAAAUGAAAAAGUUUAUAAGUAUGUAGGUAACCUUUCCGACAAAGAUAUGAGUUUACUGGAAGAAAGAAUCAAGCGAAGCAGCAAGACAAGAAACACAAAAAGAGUGGAAAAUCAGUCCACGCCACCGACGAAGUUAAGUCCACCAACACAUUCUCAUGUUGUUGAGGAUGAGCCAAAAUUAUCCCAUGCAGCACUUCCACAACAUCAACCCUCCGGUCCGCUGAAACUCGAUACGGAGGACAUCGAGCAGAUGUUCCGGCAGAAGCAGACUGAAUUCCAGGUACCUGGUCUCGUGCAGGUGAAUGCUGAUGAUAUAUUGAAUUUGCCUGAUAUUCAGCUGCCCAGAACUAGGCUGAGACCACCCGCUUCUUCAUUGAAAUUGCUGAACAAUUCUGCCGAAGCCAACACUGCCGUAAAUCUUGUGAUGGCGCAGCUUGCUGCUCAAGAAAUUCCAAUUGUUAUUGAAGCAUUUGCUCAAGUAGAAGAAGUGCUUCAGCAGAGUGAGCAGGCUGUCAGUGUCUUGGGGCCGAGAGUGGAUCAACUGCUAGUUUUGGGUGCCAUGCAAUAUAGAUAUGCUCAUAACAGGCAUAUGGCGGACGAAAAUAUCUGCAAAGCUGAUGUCAUUCGUCUGUACCGAUGCGUCACGGGAGCUCUGGUGACUUUGUUCGAGAAUCCCUUGCUUGCAAAGAAAGCUAGCAGGGAUGUCCUGAGGGAUCUCAUUCCACAUUUAAUCACCGUGAUGCUUGAUAGCAGAUUGGAUGACUUACAAGAAGGAGCUCAAGUAGUUAAAGUGAUAAAUGUUCUUAUCAUGAGAGUACUGCAAAAAUCAAAUCCGACUCAUGUUUUGAGUGCCCUCAUCAAGUUGCUGCAAGACUGCGUGGGAAGUGUGAAUGUUACGGAUCGAUUCACCGACCUCGUCAUGAAAUGCUUGUGGAAAAUGAUUCGCAUGAUUUGGCAACUCGUGAAUGGUUUGAACAUUGACAGGAUUUUACUCGAUAUUCACGUGUUUUUGAAAGCAUUUCCAUCAUCCUCAUGGAAGGAGAGAAAAGACGAUACUCCGAUACGAACUGUAAAGACCAUCUUGUAUAAACUAGUCGAGAUAAAAGAUGAAGAUAUUAUGAAGCACCUGUCAUUGAUAUCCGACAGACAAGAGUCUGAUAUGGUUAAUUACUUGCACAAAUUGCUGGCAAAGAAAAAGGAUGAUAAUCGAAAAUCCUCAAAUAAAAACGCUGUGCUCGAUGACAAUGCUGCUAAUAAUAGGCAUAAGCAUAAUAGGUCCUCACCUUUAAAACUUUCCAAGUCUACACAUGAAGCUCUAACAGAAAUAUUCAAAAAGAUAGGUUGCAAAGAGCUUACUAAUGAAGGACUUGCAGAACUCUAUGAUUUCACCCAGAAGCACCCCGAAGCCGACAUUGAACCUUAUUUGCAAACAUCGUCGGAAUUUUUCCAAAACUACAUUCGCCAGGGCAUCAAGAAGCUAGAAAAAGAACGAAGCAGGAUGAACCUCAGCCAGGAUGCAGCGCUCGGAAAUACGCGUAAAUCCGAUGAUGCCACAAAAUGGAACUCUAACCUCACUGGAAACGACGCCUUCAUGAAAGACAGGAUGGCGACCCAAUCGUGGGAGGAAAGGUUCCCACCGUUGCCCCCUCCCACAAUCGAUACCACUCCAAUGGAUUUGGUCGAAUGGCUAAAGAGCGUCUCUGCUCGCUUGGGAAUGGACAGCAGCAAGUACGAUGACCCCGCCUUCCUGCAGAAAUUCACCGGCUGCGACAGGGAGGAUUUACCCACUGAUGACGAAAUUGCUCAGUUGACUGCAGAUAACGAGAGAUUUCAGAAGAUAAUUGCAGAACUCAAAAACGCUGUAUAGGUUAUGCUUUUGUUUUUACCUAGAUUCAUAUACUCUUGGAAAAUAUAAACUGGGAAGCAGGUUUCUGUAAUUCAGUAUUUACGUUAUCUGAUUCUGCCCUCUGGCCAAAAAGUUCCAGCAUAGUAAAACUUUAAAAGCUUUAUAGUAGCUACCAAAUUAUGCUUUAUUUUUGGUUACGCUUCAAAAUUAGGAAUUGUUUCUAGUUUUCAGAAUUGUGUAUCUUUGCUAUCAAAAAUUUUAACAGUGCACAGAAUACUAACAUUUGUUAAUAAGUAUCCUUCCAAAAAAACUCAACAAAAUAAAACUGGCAUACGCAAAUCUUUAAAUAAGAAAAGUGAUAGUUUUUGCAAAAAUUGUUCCUAUUUAUUUUUUUUGAGAUGCGAUACUUUUUGGUCAGAUGACAUUUGUACUUCCUGCUGUGAUGAUUGUUUAACAAUGAGCUUUAAUUUAAAUUGCAUAUAAUUCAUCUAUAUUGUCCCUGAUUUUCGGUUACGUGUGUGAAAUUAAUAUAAUAUGUCUUCCUUUAGACAUAAACUUUAUGUGUACAUUAAAUAUACUGCUUUUUGUCUGGGUAUCAAAUUUCAUCUUUAGAAAUCUGCUUUCUUUUAUACAUUUACUUGUUUGUGCAUUUUAAGGCCUUCAAUUGCUUUUAACUUCUAUAUAUUUAGUAUUUAAACUGAUAUUACUAGAUAACUAAUGUUAUUGAUGUUUUGCAUAUUUAUUGUUGUUAUCUGUUAUUUCUGCAAUCAUUUAGAAGAUUUUAUAUAAAGUAAUUAAACUUAAGUAAAUAAAAGAAUGGUUUAAAAUAAACCCCUAGUUUUUAUAUGAAAGACAUUAGCACAUUAAAGAGAUAUUUUAAACUGAGCUAGUAAAUAAUUUCAAAUAUCAUCCUUGAUAAAAUAGGUAGAAAGCUUUUUAUAUAUGUAUAUAUAAAAUGUUAAUCUAUGUGCAUAUAGAAUUUUCCUUCUCAGUCAAUUCAUGUAAAUGUAUCAAAUAUUUUAGUACUAGCUGCUUUCUUUCCUUAUUAAACAAAAUUAGAUCAUAACUAAAAAUUGUCGAAAUUUUGAUGCUUGAAUCAUGUGGAUAUUUUAAUAUUCAAAAUUGUUAGUUUUUGGAAAAUGGUUUUGAGAUUUAAUGUAUCAACUGUAAAGUUAUUCGAAAAUCCUUUUAUCUACAAAAAUAAAUUGAAUUAACAAAAUUCUAAGGGGUUCUGAUAUGAUUGUACAUUUUGAAGCUUACAGAGGAAACUUGCAUUGAAUAAAUUACCGGAGUACUAGAAGGUUCUUUGCUAAUCAAAAUGUUAAUAGUUUUACGUCAGCGUAUUUUUUUGCUCUUAGUAAUAGGGGGGGAAAUGAAGCUUUUUUGCAAAAAUACAGUGGAAUGAAUUCGGAAUUUCCUAUUUUGUCUGCUUUUAUGUUUUAUUACUGUAUGUGAUAUGUUUAAAUGUAUGAGGUAUUUUCUUUUUCAUAAAUAUGUAUAUACUUCAGGAAUAAAGUUAAUA